AUGUCUCUGCUUCUCAACCAACCCUCCAAGGUCUGGCUUAGGAAACACACGUUGGUAAGAUCCUCUCCUCUUGCCUCUAGUGGUUUUUCAACAACUUUGCUGCAAUCCCCUCCUUGUUUCGUCGCCGGCCCUGAUCCUUAUGGAAACCUCAAAUAUGACACUACUAUUGAGAGGAGGAGUGCCAACAGGAGUGAGUUGGAGUUGGUAAAAAAGUUGCCUGUGAAAUCGGUUUUCAAUGAUGCAAUGGUAGUGGUCGGGUCAUCUCAUGGCUGGGCUCUGAACAAGGGCGAUGGAAGUCUGCGUCUCCAAGAUGAUCUAAUCCCGGUUGCAUCGGUUACGGACCCAAAACGAAUCCCUCUGCCUCCUUUUGUCACUCUGCCUCAAUGCCAAACCCAAAUUAUCACCAACGUGUCCAUGUCCUCAUCUUCUCCAGGGGAUGAGGAUUGUGUCGUGGCUGUCAAGUUCUUGGGACCUCAAAUCAGCUUUUGCAGACCGGCUCAUAGCAACUCUGAGUGGAUCAACAUCAGAAUCUCAAACCCCUGCUUCUCCUCCUCCCGUGUUAUGUUUUCCGAGAAACAUAACAAGUUUUGUAUGCCCGGAUCUGGAGGCCAUCUUAUUGGAUCAUGGUAUCUCGGCAAACACAACGACGAUCCCAAGCUGCAGACUGUGCACUUCAAAAAACUUCCCAAACUGAAUAAGGCCAAACGCAAGCUUUUGCAUUCUUGCUACACGAGCGAAUAUUUGGUGGAGUCACGAUUCACAGGCGAAACUUUCAUGGUCAAGUGCUACAAGAAGACCGCCAAGAUCGUCGACGGUAUUGCGAAAAUGGAAACAAAAGCUUUAAUGGUGUUCAAGCUAGACGAGGAAGGAAACGCUGUUUACAAUGAAGACAUCAGAGAUCUCAUCAUGUUCCUCUCACAUUCCGAACCUUUUUGUGUCCCUGCUAGCUACUUACCCCUCCAGAUCGAUAACAGCGUUGUCGCAAUCUUGGAUGUUGACGAAUUGGCAUUAGUCAACAUGCAUGAAGACUUCUUCAUCGACAAUGAAAUAGAUAGAAAAAUCAUGUCCCCUUACUUUAUUCCACCUCAGUUUAUAUAGACUAGUUUGUCUGGAAUUGAG
Camelina sativa (false flax) is the source of this 1119-nucleotide messenger RNA. RefSeq lists its product as uncharacterized. The record is from RefSeq and is a predicted model, not a curated record. NCBI's taxonomy places the organism in Eukaryota, Viridiplantae, Streptophyta, Magnoliopsida, Brassicales, Brassicaceae.